Messenger RNA from Bacidia gigantensis, 555 nucleotides. RefSeq lists its product as uncharacterized. The coding region runs from base 1 to 555 and encodes 184 amino acids. The transcript has a single exon. Lineage: Eukaryota; Fungi; Ascomycota; Lecanoromycetes; Lecanorales; Ramalinaceae. The record is from RefSeq and is a predicted model, not a curated record.
AUGUCUGACAGCGAACCUACUACCCCAAAGAAAGGCCCACCCCCGCCCGAAUCCACCGACACAGACGCCCCAGACUCAGACGCAAAACCCCGCUCCCGCUCUCGCUCCGCCGCGCGCCGCCAACGCCGGCAAAAGGCCCAAAAGUCUGCCAAAGCCUCGCAGAAAGAAAAGCAAGCGGAGAUGCCACCCCCAGAAGAGGACCCGGAGGCGGAAGAAGCAGAAGCAACAGCGGGCGCAAUGCAGCCCUUCGAGCACAUCGGGCCCGACAGCACAUCCAUGGACGGACCAGUCACGUACUCGCGGGCGCAGAGGGGCGAGAUCCCCAUGAGGGAAGGCAAUCCGAACACGGCGCUGAAGACGGGGAAUCCAGCGGGCGCGGGCGCGGGGGAUAUGCAGCCCGCGAGUCAGGUGGGGCAGAUGGCGCAGCAGGGGAACGCGGGGGAGAGCGACUUGAUGAAGCAGGAAGGCUUGAAGUUGAGGCUGGAGCUGAAUUUGGAUAUCGAGCUGGAAUUGAAGGCGAAGAUUUAUGGAGAUUUGACUCUGGCGCUUUUGUGA